This is a messenger RNA of Schistocerca gregaria, 3049 nucleotides long. RefSeq names its product RNA-binding protein lark (gene lark). The transcript has 9 exons. Gene Ontology annotation, cellular component: cytosol. Gene Ontology annotation, molecular function: zinc ion binding; mRNA binding. The record is from RefSeq and is a predicted model, not a curated record. Bases 450 to 1499 code for a protein of 349 amino acids. Lineage: Eukaryota; Metazoa; Arthropoda; Insecta; Orthoptera; Acrididae.
AUUGUUGAAUGUUUUGACAUGACUUAGCGUGACGUAAUGGCAAGUGUAAAUUUGCCUUAAUUUCGCUAGUCGUCUUGGUCGCCCUGCAUCUCUCAGAGUAAAUUAAUGUGUGAAAACUGCCUGUAUCUUGGCCAUUUAGAUAGUUUUUACGUCCUUUUUAUUUUGUUGCCUUUCUGUUAGAAACAAUUCAGUCAAUAGAACUGCUCAGAUGGUUUCUACGUGGUGCGUAUUAAUGUGCAGUUGGUUUCGUGUGGAUAUUUCUCUUCGAUUGUGGUUUAUCUUUGGCUCAAAUUGAUGAACGCUGUCUGUCGUCACUACGCCAUUUUCUCCUCUGGUGUCUUGUACGUAGUGGAAGGAGGAAGCGCCAUUGCGGCAUCGUCUUGUUUGGGUCUGGUACUCAAAUAUUGCCGAGUAUUAGCGUCUCAUAAGCUGGUCUGGUGCCACUUAAAAUGCCAGGCUUCAGUAGUGUAGGCACAUUCAAGAUAUUCGUCGGCAACUUGGCCGACAAAACUACUGUGGAUGAUAUUAAGCCACUUUUUGAAAAAUAUGGAAAAGUUGUAGAAUGUGACGUGGUGAAGAAUUAUGGAUUCGUGCAUAUGGAACAUGAAGAAGGUGGACGUGAUGCAAUUCAGAAUCUAAAUGGGUACCUGGUUCAUGGACAAGCAAUAAAAGUGGAAGCUGCAACAAGUCGCAAAGGACCUCAGACACCAACAACAAAGAUAUUUGUUGGAAACCUGACAGACAACACAAAAGCACCUCAGGUGCGAGCAUUGUUUGCAAAGUAUGGAACAGUUCUGGAAUGUGACAUCGUGAGAAAUUACGGUUUUGUGCAUAUUGAAUCAAAUGAUAAUGUGAACUUGGCAAUUAAAGAGUUGAAUGGGUACAUAGUCGAUGGGCAGCCAAUGAAGGUUCAGGUGUCCACGAGUAGGGUUCGUCAGCGACCAGGAAUGGGAGAUCCUGAGCAGUGUUACAGGUGUGGAAGAGGUGGUCACUGGUCUAAGGAGUGUCCUAAAGCUGGGUUAGGACCUGACAGAAAUGGUUUCAGAGGCCCAAUUUUUGGCAGAGAACCAUAUCCUCCACCACCUCCACCAUUCCUGCGUGACAGAAUGAUGGGCAGAUUUGGAAUGAGGGACCCCUUAUAUGACGGUUUCUAUGACAGAAACAGAUUUGAAGAUUCACCACGCGACAUGUUCGAGCGCAGGUUCCCCCCUCUUCCUCCUCGUGACUUGGGACCAUCACUUCGUGGCAGAGAAUUUUUACACCCACCACCACUUCCUCCCAGGCCAAGGGAUGCUCUCCCUCCACCACCUCCGAUUGGGCUGCGAGGACCUGUUGGAUCUGUUAGAGAUUCACCAGUUUAUGAUCGCCCAAGUUCAGAGUAUAGUAUUUUCAGUCGGCGAUCACCAUCAUCAUCUGCUGUUCCACCAAGUCGAUUUAGUCGUAUGUUCGAAGACUUCAGUCGCGAUAGCUUUGAGGAAAGAAGUUCAGGCUGGCUGUGAAAUAAUUAGGUGUAACUGAACUCCUUGUCAGUAAUGCAUGCCCCAUCUGGUCCCCUUUUUAGAAGAAAAUUUGAUGAAACAGCCUUUCCUGCAGUGUCCAUAACAUAGAGUUGUCUUUUGUGGGUAAAUUACUCAGUUCACUGUUUCUGUACUAUUAUUUUCUGUUGUAGUUCAUGAGUCAUCAUCUAACUUUGAUUGGACUUGUAUAAGCUUCAUAUUCCUCUAUUUGUUUUGUUUUGUUUUACUUUUUUAUACCUUGUGUAAGUACGUGUUCUGUUUCCUUUUUAUCGGUAAUUCUCACCUGUUCAAGAUAAGUCUACAGCUAAUUGUGUAUUUAUUUUGUAUUAGACCGGGCGCGCGUGGAACGCUCUCUCCUCGCCGCUUUGCACCGUAUUAAGACGCAAUCAUCCGCCUGUCCGUCGCCGUUAUAAGCCGGUCCGUAGCGUCGAAGUCCGGUGAAAUUUUUCACGCGGGAAGCCUCGGCCGGAAUGAAACGGAAGACAAUCGCCUGUUGUGUUGCGGCGCGGCGUGACGGUGUAACGGGCAACUCACCUUUGUUCUCUUGUUUCUUUUUGAACAUGCUAGAUAGAUUUCAGAUAUUCUGUCUUGUUUGAUAGAUAAUUAUUGUUGUAGUCUGAUACAUCCACACCAUUACUUUUAAGCAUUCUUCUCUUCGUGAUUUUUGAAGGAGAAUUUUUGAAAUAGAAUUCUUCUGUUCAUUUGUUCAGCAAGUAGGGUGGGCACAUUCUUUGCUUCACGAUCAUGUGCAUUACGUGCUGUUGGUAUUCAGCAAAAUAUUAUUAACCCUGUUAUGAAGCCUCAUUCCAUAGAAAAUUAAACACGGUCCAUUUUUUCACUGAAAGAGAAAGUUGCACUUAGACCAUUUAUCCCCUUUUGACACAGUUGUGUACUUACAACAUUGAAAAGAAGUGUAUAAGGAAACAGUUAGUCUGUACUUACAAAAGACGUUGAACACAUCCGACUUAGAAAGGCUUCCCGCACGGCAUGUCGGUCGGAAGCGUUCCGUGGAAUUAGCGCGACAGAUGUGAACAGGUAUGCUGCCGGUUGUGUUCUAGAUUCUUUGUAGAAUAUUUUGAUUGGAACAAAACAGGAAUCAUGACAUUGUUUCAGAUUUCUUUCAUUUCCCAGUAUCUUAGUGUUACUUGUGAAAAAAAAAGAUAAUUGAUAGAUUUUAUAGCUGUGUAGGCUGAUAAAUAUAUCCCAGCUUGGGCAAACUGAAGUCAGUCCAGAAGAGGACACACAUUGUCAUUGCUUACUAAGUGUAUCUAGUGUUACAGAUUAGCAUUCAUAUAGAUUAUACAUAUUUAUUAGUAAGUAUCCAUAUUACUUUGAUGUGGUUUUCUUUAUCGAGGAAAAAUAAAACACAUGUCUCGGCAUUAUUUGGAAAUCGGCACCUUUUUUCAGCAGCUUACAAUAUUUGGAAUCUUUGUCGAUUUAAUUAUGUAAUCUAAGGUGUGUUAGAACCAUUUGUAGCUGUUUUAAUGUGUGUAUGUAUUGUUUUACAUAAAUACAUUUUUUCUACAAAGUGA